AUGUUGGAAGAGGCAUUUAUAAAGUGCCAGUAUCCGGAUAUUCAGCAGAGAGAAGCAUUGGGAAAGCAAAUUGAGUUGGCUGAAGCGAGAAUUCAGGUAUGGUUCAAAAACCGACGAGCCAAAGCACGUAAACGUCAACGCAAUGAAAGCAGUGACAGUUGUCCGACGGAUGAUACAAAUGAGGAUGAAGGAGGAGAUGGAGAUGGGGGGAAUAAGAAGAAAAUGAGGGAUCAGGAAGAGGCUACUAUUAUUACUUGGACUCCCGGAGCAGCUCUAUUCAACUCCUCCACCAUUAGUCCAACGGCAGUCAUUCAAAAUCCACCACCACUUCAUACUCCACCAAUCAAUUUCAUGUGUCAUCAAAAUCCGUUCUAUGGAUAUCCGUAUCAGAAUUUUAGUACGAUUCCUACACACUUGAUGAGCAACGAUUUGGUGGGACUUGCUCUCGAGAAUAAGAACUUGGGAUGA
Messenger RNA from Caenorhabditis briggsae, 468 nucleotides. It is a transcript of the gene Cbr-ceh-53, whose product is annotated as Protein CBR-CEH-53. Lineage: Eukaryota; Metazoa; Nematoda; Chromadorea; Rhabditida; Rhabditidae. The record is from RefSeq and is a predicted model, not a curated record. Bases 1 to 468 code for a protein of 155 amino acids. The transcript has 4 exons. Gene Ontology annotation, molecular function: RNA polymerase II transcription regulatory region sequence-specific DNA binding; DNA-binding transcription factor activity, RNA polymerase II-specific. Gene Ontology annotation, biological process: regulation of transcription by RNA polymerase II.